This is a messenger RNA of Lactuca saligna, 1058 nucleotides long. The record is from the annotation of a GenBank genome assembly. Lineage: Eukaryota; Viridiplantae; Streptophyta; Magnoliopsida; Asterales; Asteraceae.
AUGUUGUCGACUAAAAAGGAAGAAGACACGGAAAUCGACGCCAUGGAAAUACAGUUACAAGAUGGAAACCACAUUCAUGCUUUUUAUUCCACCAAGUUUCAGCCUUCUCUCGAUGAAAUGCAAGAAGAAGAGGCCGAGAAGCAAAAAUAUCAGUUGCUGACUCUUGCUCGAUCCCGUAUCAAGGAAGAUAUAGCUCAGCUAAAGGCAGAUGAACAUCAAAUAAACCGGAAAUUGAUGUGGUUUACACAGCAAGAUCAAUAUAUACAAUGGAAGAAGCAAGAAAUCAAUAAUCUUGAGAGUUAUCUGUGUAAAGUCGAGCCUCAUUUGCCUACAAAUUCAGUACCAAGAACAACUGGUUUUUUACAUUUGUCUGAAAAAGAUGCUGUAAGAGCUGAUCGAAAACGUUACCAAAAAAGGCUGAUCAAGAAAGGGAGGAUGGACGUGGAUUAUUUGCAUCAAGUUAAGGAAGAACUUCUGUGUUUAAAGAAAUGCAGUGGAAUGACAUCAUCUUGUACGCAAGAAAUUAAAGAUCUGAUGGAGAGCAUGGCCCAAAGGAUCCAACAUGGGAACAAGAAUCGAUUAGAGGAAAUGAGAAUCUAUCUUGAAAUGAGAAACCUCAAGGAAACGAGAGAUAUUUACACUUCACCAGAUCCUGACGAAUGUCUUAGUAAUUGCUACUCAAUCCCAAGACGACCAUCAAAUUACGAUGUAGAAUUAAAGCGAGCUACACAACACAAGAUAAAUAUUCGAUUAGACGAUAUUGAGGAGAUGACAAUGGAUUUAAAGGGACGUAAAGCUAGAGUUACCAGACUUAAAGCGGAUAUGGAACUUGUAAGAAAGAGUAUUUGUUGUUUACAAAAGGAGCUUGAAGAUGUUAACACAAAGAGAAUUAAAGCCUUUAAACGUGCUUGUGAGCUUGGAGAGCAAAAGAAAGGACUGGUGCAGUAGUAUAUAAUAGUUGGUUAUCACAAACAUACAUAUAUCACUAAACUUGAAGGCGAUAUUUAAAAUAUUGAUUGUAUCAUUCACAAAUGGUGUAAGAACUUGCACAGAAAGGG